AAACGAAGGGGGGCUCAGUCUUCGGUAAAGCUGCUUCACUGACCUUUCUUCCUCCUCGAAAGAUGAAAACUGUUAAGGCCAUUAAUCGUUGACACCCACUGAAAAUAUGCGUAGAAGCUCACGGGGUGUAUGCUAUCAGUUCCAGGAAAAUGGUCACUGCAAUUACGGUUCGGGUUGCAAGUUCUCUCACCCUGGCGGCUCACGACCGGUAUCAAGCAGAGGGAGGCAACUACAUCUUCUCCCGUACCAUCAGCGCAGAGCAGAGCAGGAUUUAGACGCAAUCUCGGCUUUUUUCACCCAGUAUCCAGACUUUCCCUAUGAUCUCAAGAGGAGCGUGGCGGAGGAGUUUUAUCGCAUGUGCGACUUCUUUGCUUGGGACAAGGACUGUGAGGAACGUAAACAAGCUCGUCGGAUAUUCAACGACGCCCUGGUCAUACGAUUUAAUGGCUUGUACGGUACCGAUGUCGCUGACAUCGAGAACUGGCAUAAGCUUUGUGUAGCCCUCUACAUUGAGCCAUUGCCUGACACUAUUCCUCACUGCAAGAAGAAGAUAAAGACGAUUCACGUCAAUCUUGUAGAUCUGGUGGACGUCUCGCGAGAUGCAGUCGAGCUCUUUCCUUCUCUCGAAGAGUUGAGGGAGUAUACUAUUGGUAGCGGAAAGUUUUUCCCAAAGAGAUCCGCCUAUGCUGGUGGGGUUCUGAAAUUCCUGCUACGCGAGAUCUUGUGAUCCUCGUACGGGUGAGACAGUACGCAAGGAAUAUCAAAGCACGUACACAUAGUUUGCGAUCGACCACAGUAUGCUGGAAGUUUUGUAGAGUAUCCAUGUAGUUGCAGUACCAUCCAUUCGGCAAG
This is a messenger RNA of Alternaria alternata, 852 nucleotides long. RefSeq lists its product as hypothetical. Bases 107 to 727 code for a protein of 206 amino acids. The record is from RefSeq and is a predicted model, not a curated record. Lineage: Eukaryota; Fungi; Ascomycota; Dothideomycetes; Pleosporales; Pleosporaceae. Gene Ontology annotation, molecular function: metal ion binding. The transcript has 3 exons.